This is a messenger RNA of Spizellomyces punctatus DAOM BR117, 1721 nucleotides long. RefSeq lists its product as uncharacterized. The coding region runs from base 102 to 1562 and encodes 486 amino acids. Gene Ontology annotation, cellular component: nuclear pore; nuclear pore central transport channel. The transcript is spliced from 6 exons. Gene Ontology annotation, molecular function: phospholipid binding; structural constituent of nuclear pore. Lineage: Eukaryota; Fungi; Chytridiomycota; Chytridiomycetes; Spizellomycetales; Spizellomycetaceae. The record is from RefSeq and is a predicted model, not a curated record. Gene Ontology annotation, biological process: RNA export from nucleus; protein import into nucleus.
GCUGCGUACGCGCAAAGUUCUGUUCCCCAGAUCAGUGACCAUAUUUUAGAUCGCUCAUCUUUCUGUAUUGCAACUGGGAAGCGAUAGAUAAAUAGCACAACAUGGGCUUAUUCGACAACCCUCCGUCAUCCCAACCUUUUGGAGGUUCAGGCACCACGGGCUUCUUUCCCGCGACAAAUACAGCUUCUUCAAAUCCAGGAGCCAAUGCGUUCCCCUCUUCUAAGGUUGGGGGUGCAGCUACCACAACCGCUGCUCCGAGCACUCCUUCUUUCUUCACACCUCCCGUUGCAAAUACGGCUGCAGCUGGUGGACAAACGCUUGGAGGGACCGGCCUCUUUGGAUCUAUAGGCGGUGCAUCUACUGGGCAAGCGCUUGGAAGUUCGCCUGCAUUGACUUUUGGGUCUGCGGCGGCGACUGCACCUUCCACAACCGCAUCGGGAGCAGCAGGUUUUAAUUUUGGACCUUCAUCAAGCCUUGGAACCACUAGCGGUCCGACCGUGGGAUCUGCAAUCGGUUCAUCAGCUUCUAGUGCUGGAACUCCUGGAUCAGUACCUGCGUCACAGCCUGCGGCAACGCCAUCAAGUCAGCCACAGGGAGGCUUUUUUCCAACUGCAACGAAACCACUCACAACACAAGCACCUGUUACUCCAGCAGCUAAUAAGAUCGCCAAAGCCCCUGCAGGAACACCUGGGCCUUUGAAGCUGGGGGAUUUGGCAACACCAAGCACGUCAGCGGCAACUGGAGCAGCGAGUGGAGCACCUGCCACUAAAGCGGGAGAAACUGCCACCGCACAAGCGGAACUCUCAUUCUCUACUCUCAAAAACAGAACCAUGGAGGAAAUUUUGCAGCGCUGGAACCAAGAACUUGAUCAGUGCACCAAAGAAUUUCAUCGGCAAGCCGUGGAAGUGCAAAACUGGGACCGCAUUAUCUUAGAAAACAGUUACUCGAUUUCCAAGCUAUGUGAACAGUUGAAUGAAGCGGAAACGUUGCAGAAGGAGAUAGAUGACAAUUUGGGCUACAUCAGUUCUCAGCAAAAUUCUCUUGACAGCGCCUUGGCUCAAUACGACGCAGAUCUUCAGCGAAUUAUCCAGAAUGAGAUGGCCUCGAUGCAAAACAGGCACAGCCACGCAGAUGAAGAGCGAGAAAGGGCGUAUUCAUUGGCAGAGUCGCUGAAUCUUCAGCUAGAUGAGAUGGCGUCCCAGCUGUCUGUCCUGAUUGGGGAAAUAAACGCUUCAAAGGGCGAAGAAAUUGAUGGUGGGCUGGGCAGCACCGGGGAUGGAGAUUCUCUUUUGGGUGAUGGAGAAGAACCGAGUCCUGUUGGUGCAAUCGUCCGUAUCCUUAAUGAACAUCUAUCAUCGCUGGAGUGGCUCGACAGCAGCACCGCGGAUUUGGCCCAGAGGGUUCAGAAUCUCGUCCGAACAUCAGAUGAAGGACUCAGUCAUGUCGAUCGUGCGCAUCGAGGUGGUGCAGCGACAGGCGCGUUCGAUUCAACAACGCCAGCGAGACCCUCCAUCACCUCGCUGUUUGGAGUUUCGUCCACUGCUGAUAGAUUAGCACGUUAAGGAGAAUAUAUAUAUCACUGUGUCCCAAAUGAUAUCCGGCCCAUGCUGGUAGUGAGCUAUUGACGAGAUAUCCAUGCUGUACGAUGGGACGUUAAUUCGUGACUGUUGAAAUUUGCGCAUAAAUAUAAUAUUAAAGGACAGCUCUUAAAUGUAACUCUC